Messenger RNA from Xenopus tropicalis (tropical clawed frog), 777 nucleotides. RefSeq names its product dynein light chain LC8-type 2 (gene dynll2). Bases 175 to 444 code for a protein of 89 amino acids. NCBI's taxonomy places the organism in Eukaryota, Metazoa, Chordata, Amphibia, Anura, Pipidae. Gene Ontology annotation, biological process: microtubule-based process. The record is from RefSeq and is a predicted model, not a curated record. The transcript is spliced from 4 exons. Gene Ontology annotation, cellular component: cytoskeleton; dynein complex; microtubule associated complex.
GAGCGCUGUGGGCUUUGCCGCUGCACCAGGAGGCGGCGCUAUUUCAGAGGUACAGCAAGAGCCUAAGCUUCUAGAGACAGGAAGGGCAGCUUGGCUGAAAGACACAUUAAUUCCCAAAUACCUGUUUAACACUGUGACCGUUAAGCGAGAAAAUAGGACUGGCAAAGGUGCACCAUGUCUGACAGAAAGGCUGUUAUCAAGAAUGCUGACAUGUCUGAAGACAUGCAGCAAGAUGCUGUUGACUGUGCCACACAGGCAAUGGAGAAGUAUAAUAUUGAGAAAGACAUUGCUGCCUAUAUCAAGAAGGAAUUUGAUAAGAAAUACAAUCCAACUUGGCACUGCAUCGUUGGCAGAAACUUUGGCAGCUAUGUAACACAUGAAACAAAGCACUUCAUCUACUUUUAUUUGGGCCAAGUUGCAAUUCUCCUCUUUAAAUCUGGCUAGGAGAAGGAGUAUAUUCCAUGGUGGACUGUAAUGCACUGAUGGCUGAAGCCAGGAUCCUGUCUAAUAUGGCUGUGCAGCUGCAUGGACUGUAUACUAUAUUUAAUGUGUAUAUGUUGCAGUAAAAUUGACUUCUGUUUAGUUGCCUGGAGAGAAGGCAGCUUUAUUUUGUUACUGCUUUUUUUUUUUUUUUUUUUCCUUUUUUUUUUUUUUAAAUUUAUUUAUUUUUUUCUUUCCCCCUUUCUUUUGUUGUCAUGCACUUGGGGAAAAUGUAAAUGCUUUAUAAUGGCCUUUAAAUGGGAAGAAAACAAAUAAACUAUUCUACAUCAAAUCUUA